ACACCCAUUAGCCCACCAACACUGCACUUCCCGGCCCAAAACAACACCCGCUCGGCCGCAGCAGCGGCAGGCACAGAUCAAACGCCCCAACUGCUCCUCCUCCCUUCCCCGAGAAGCUCUUCUUGCUUGCUAGCAGUAGGGUUUUGCGAUUCGCGCGGCGGCGAGCGGCGACCCCAGCAAAAGCCAUGGCGCAGCCACCCCGCUCGUCCCCGAGGCCGAAGACGAGGUUCACAGUCGUGAGGAGGCGCGAGGCCGCGGCGGCUCCGGAGGAGGCAGCGGAGAGGCGUUCGGCGGCGAGGAGGGAGUGGGCCGCGUGGGCGAUGAAGGCGGCCAAGGUGUCGGCGCACUACGGCUUCAUCCCGCUCGUCAUCUUCGUCGGCGUCCGGAGCUCCAACCCCAGGCCCUCCCUCGCGCAGCUCCUCACCCCCUUCUGAUCCUAUCGCCUCCCGUUCCCCGUAGCGUCUGCUUUGUGGAGUAGCUUUCAGGAGUCUAGCGGCCAGACUUUGUGGAUUUUGGGCUGCAUCAUCGGCGCACUUCGAUCACUUGAAGGUUAUCGCUCGCACGCACUUGGUGGUUUGGUUGCUGCUGCUAGCUCCUGUGGUAAUUUCUGCGCUGUUCUGUUUUUGCUGGGGAUCGAUAUACCUACCUACCUACCUGGACCGUCGUAUGAUUGAUUCUCUGUUCAUGAUGAACGUGUGAUGUCUGUGUUGUUAGAUUUGUGGAUUUUGUCACCGGCAUGCCAAAAUGUGAAAUGUGUGAUCUUUGCAACUCCGUGUUGAUGAUGUGAUGCCGUUGUGGAUCUUGAGCAGGACAGCGUAUGUUCCGUGUCAAUUUUUACUGAGCGACCGAUCGAUA
This is a messenger RNA of Brachypodium distachyon (stiff brome), 855 nucleotides long. RefSeq names its product mitochondrial import receptor subunit TOM7-1. Gene Ontology annotation, cellular component: mitochondrial outer membrane translocase complex. Bases 186 to 434 code for a protein of 82 amino acids. NCBI's taxonomy places the organism in Eukaryota, Viridiplantae, Streptophyta, Magnoliopsida, Poales, Poaceae. The record is from RefSeq and is a predicted model, not a curated record. The transcript has a single exon. Gene Ontology annotation, biological process: protein import into mitochondrial matrix.